This is a messenger RNA of Helianthus annuus (common sunflower), 741 nucleotides long. RefSeq lists its product as uncharacterized. Bases 1 to 741 code for a protein of 246 amino acids. The transcript has a single exon. NCBI's taxonomy places the organism in Eukaryota, Viridiplantae, Streptophyta, Magnoliopsida, Asterales, Asteraceae. The record is from RefSeq and is a predicted model, not a curated record.
AUGGGUAUAUUCGGGGGGACAAUCGAUCAAACGCUGUUCAUCAAACGUGUUGACAAGGACAUCAUCCUUGUUCAAAUAUACGUUGACGACAUCAUCUUCGGGUCCACGAAUGAUGUACUUUGCAAAGAGUUUGAAGAGGUAAUGAAGAGGAAGUUCAAGAUGAGUUCUUUAGGAGAAAUGACGACGUUUUUGGGCCUGCAAGUUCAUCAGAACAUUCAAAGAAUCUUGAUUCAUCAAAGUAAAUACGUUCACGACGUUCUUGCAAAAUUCAGCAUGGCAGACUCAAAGUCGAUAGACUCCCCAAUUGCAGAGCGACCGUUGUUGACUGAGGAUCCUGAAGGAACCCCUGUUAACCAAACAUUGUAUCCAUCUAUGAUCGGUUCUCUGAUGAACUUAACUACAAGCCGGCCAGGCAUCAUGUUUGCCGCCUGUCAGUGUGCUCGUUAUCAGGCUAAUCCUAAACUCUCUCAUCUAACUGCUAUUAAAAGAAUUUUUAGAUAUCUGAAGGGAGCUCCUAAACUCGGACUCUGGUAUCCCAGAGAUUCAAACUUUGAUCUGUUUGCUUUUUCAGACAACAACCUUGUAGGGACAGACAGGGAUAGAAAAUCUACAUCAGUUGGAUGCCAUUUCUUGGGAGAUAGACUUACCUCUUGGCAAUGCAAGAAGCAGCAAACUGUAUCUCUUUCCACCGCGGAAGCAGAGUAUGUUGCAGCAUAUGCCUGCUACUCCCAGGUUCUUUAG